Molecule: messenger RNA, 937 nt
Organism: Cherax quadricarinatus
Lineage: Eukaryota; Metazoa; Arthropoda; Malacostraca; Decapoda; Parastacidae
Source: RefSeq, a predicted model, not a curated record
ACAUAGUUGUUAAUAUUGCAGGCAUCAUGUUGUGGACAGUUGAGUUGGAAGGUGGCCCACAGCGCGUUAAUCACGCUGCUGUCCCAGUAGGGGAAAAAAUAUACUCCUUUGGGGGAUACUGCACAGGCGAAAACUAUCGAACCAUACGAAACAUGGAUGUACAUGUUUUAGAUACAGUAACAUAUAGGUGGAAAGCAAUUGAAAUUCGGCAAGAACGUAAAUUAGUGCCAUUUCAAAGAUAUGGUCAUACUGCUGUUGCUUUUGGUCAUCUAGUAUAUGUUUGGGGAGGGCGGAACGACACUACAGCUUGUAAUAUCCUUUACUGUUUUGACACAAGUUUGCACUUAUGGUCAGUACCAGCAGUUGGUGGUCCAGUUCCUGAAGCCAGAGAUGGACAUUCAGCAUGUAUUAUCAAUGAUCAUAUGUAUAUUUUCUCUGGAUAUCUUGAAUAUAUGGAAUCAUAUACUCAAGAUGUACACACUUUAAACCUGAGAACCAUGACGUGGGCUUAUGUCAGGACUGCUGGUCAGGCUCCGGUAUAUCGAGACUUCCACACAGCUACAGGAGUUGAUGGAGUUAUGUAUGUAUGGGGUGGAAGAGAGGUAGCUAGUGGAUGGUAUGAUUCUCCAGAGCAUGAGGAAUAUGGCUCAGAUCUUUAUGCCUUGGACACAGCUGCAAGUCGUUGGAGUAUUGUGCCUUGCUCAGGUUGCAUUCCAAUUGGUCGAAGAUCUCAUUCUGCUUUUGUGUACAGAGGGCAGAUCUACAUAUUUGGUGGUUUCAAUAGCAGAGAAAAAUGCCAUUUUAAUGACUUGCAUAGAUUUAAUCCUGUGACAAGUCAUUGGGAAGAAGUUACGCCUCUUGGUAAAGGUCCAUGUCCAAGACGAAGACAAUCCUGUUGUGUAGUGAACUCAAAAAUGUUCCUGUUUGGCGGUACUAG